AUGGACUGGUGGAAUGAGUUAUGGCUCAAUGAGGGCUUUGCAACUUGGGUCGGCUGGUAUGCCAUCGAUAAUUUCUUCCCUGAAUUCCAAGUAUGGUCUCAGUUCGUCACGGAGGCAGUGCAGACUGCCCAAAAUCUAGACGGCCUACGCUCGUCGCACGCCGUGGAAGUGCCAGUCAAAGAUGCUCUAGAAGUAGAGCAAAUAUUUGACGCCAUCAGUGUAUUUUCAUCCGCAGAUAUGAUCAAAAAAACAGACUGA
Messenger RNA from Bacidia gigantensis, 258 nucleotides. RefSeq lists its product as uncharacterized. Gene Ontology annotation, biological process: peptide catabolic process; proteolysis. The record is from RefSeq and is a predicted model, not a curated record. Lineage: Eukaryota; Fungi; Ascomycota; Lecanoromycetes; Lecanorales; Ramalinaceae. Bases 1 to 258 code for a protein of 85 amino acids. The transcript is spliced from 2 exons. Gene Ontology annotation, molecular function: metalloaminopeptidase activity; zinc ion binding; peptide binding. Gene Ontology annotation, cellular component: cytoplasm.